ACAAUUAGAGAAUUUGAAAGGUUUUCGAAACAGUACAUCAAAUUAAAACCAGAGGUUCCCCUUCAUUAAUGCUAAAUAUAAUAAUAUAAACUGAAGAAUAUGUCUUGGGAGCCAAAUCCAACUGCUAUUGAACAACUAAAGCAUAUAUUAGCGGGUACACUUUCCCCUAAUUCCCAUGAAAGAUCACAAGCUACAGAAGCUUUAGAUCAAGCAAAGAUCCAAGAAGAUUUUCAUAAUUAUUUACUCUUUAUCUUGGUUAAUGAUAAAUCCACCACUUCACAGAUCAGAGCAUCGGCCGGUGUGAAUUUAAAGAAUGAUAUGAUCAAAAAUUUCAAUGUUAAGACUAAUGAUUACUUAUUGGAAAAUAUACUCAAGGGUUUAUUAGAUGAUGAUCCGUUUGUUAGAAAUAUUACAGGUACUGUUAUCACUUCGAUAUUUUCCACUCUGGGUGUUGCCAAAUGGCCAUUUGUAUUGCCUCAAUUGAUGGAGUUAAGUGAAACGGGGAACGUUACAAGUCAAGAAGGUGCUACUGGUGCAUUAGCCAAGAUCUGUGAAGAUUCAUCACAUAUUUUAGAUACAGAUUAUAAUGGUCAAAGGCCUUUGGAUUUCAUGGUUCCAAAAUUUAUUGCAUUGACCGGAUCCAAUUCUCCAAAAGUUAGAGCCAAUGCAUUACAUUGUUUGAAUCAAAUCAUUUUAACCAAAACACAAAGUUUCCUGGUUCAUAUUGAUGAUUUCUUACAAAGGUUAUUUUCAUUGGCUGGUGACCAAGAUCCAGCUGUUCGUCGUAAUGUCUGCACAGCUUUUGCAUAUGUUUUAGAAGCAAGACCUGAUAAAAUAGCCCCUCACUUGGAUGGAUGUGUCAAUUAUUGUUUACAUUCAAUCACAACAAGUGAAGAUGAAGUUGCACUUGAAGCUUGUGAAUUUUUAUUAGCAUUAGCCACUUCGGAUAUUCCAGAAGAUUUGAUCAAACCUUAUCUACCAAAUAUAUUACCAGUCCUUUUGAAAAGUAUGGUUUAUUCAGAAAUGGAUAUUUUCUUGAUGGAUAAUACAGACGAUGCUGAUGUUGAAGAUAGAGAUGAAGAUAUCAAACCAACUAAUGCAAAAGUGAAAGACGCUCAUAAUCAAAAGAAUGGUGGUGGAGAUGAUGAAGAUGAGGAAGAUGAAGAUGGUGAUUACAGCACAGAAUGGAAUUUAAGAAAAUGCUCUGCAGCUACAUUAGAUGUUUUAACAUCAGUUGCUCCUUCAGAAGUUUUGCAAAUAAGUUUGCCAAUCCUUAGAGAAAAUAUUGUAUCCGAGCAAUGGCCGAUUAGAGAGGCUGCUAUUUUAGCAUUUGGUGCUGUUUCUGAAGGUGGUAUUGAACUUGCCUCACAACAAUUACCAGCUUUAAUUCCUUUCCUUGUUGAAAGGUUACAAGAUGAUGAAUCAAGCGUUAGACAAAUAACAUGUUGGACCUUGGGCCGUUAUUCUGCAUGGAUUUGUUCUGAAGCUCAUAAAGGUGGGUUAUACUCAAAUUAUUUCAUUCCAACAUUCCAAUCCAUUAUAGCUUGUUCCUUGGAUAAGAAGAAGAUGGUCCAAGAAAGUGCAUGUUCUUCCAUAGCUCAAUUUAUUGAAAAUUCUGAAACGGAUCUAAUUCAACCACUAGCUGCAGAUUUAGUUGAAAAUUUCAAAAAAUGUUUCCAGUAUUAUCAAAGAAAGAACUUGGUUAUAUUAUAUGAUGCUAUCCAAACUUUUGUUGAAAGAAUUGAGUUAGAUUCUGGUGCAAUUGAAGCAAUCCUACCACCAUUAUUGAAGAAAUGGGAAUUGCUAAGCGAUGAUGAUAAAGAACUAUGGCCAUUAUUAGAAUGUAUGUCAUCAGUGGCUGCAUCACUUGGUGAAAAAUUUGCUCCAUAUGCUGUUCAAGUUUAUGAAAGAUCAUUAAGAAUCUUGCAACAUUGUAUCGAAAUGGAUAAGCAAUGCAAAUCUGAUCCAAAUAUUCAAGUCCCAGAAAAAGAUUUCAUUAUUACUUCACUAGAUUUGAUUGAUGGAUUGUGUCAAGGUCUUGGAGAACAUAGUGGUGAAUUGAUUAAUGAACAUUUGAUUAAAUUGGUUAUCGAAUGUUUUAAUGACCCAAUAGAUGACGUCCGUCAAUCAGCUUAUGCUCUAUUAGGUGACAUUGCCAUUUAUAUUCCAAAUACUUUAGGAUCACAUAUUGAUGAAGUCAUUAUAUCAAUUGGAAGAGAAAUUGUUGCUAGAAAUCAAGAGAACUUUGCUGUAUGUAAUAACGCAACUUGGGCACUAGGAGAAAUUUCAUUGAGAAUCAAUUUGAACAAUUAUUUGGAGAAAUUGGUUGGUAUUUUGAUUGAUUUGUUAAAGUCACAAGCAAUGUCCACUGUUCUGGAGAAUGCAGCCAUCACUAUUGGUAGAAUUGGUAUAUCAUCACCAGAAUUCUUCUCACCACAUCUUAAUGAAUUUUUGUUGGAUUGGUCUGCUCAUAUGAUGUAUUUGGAAGAAAAUGAAGAGAAAGAAACAGCAUUCCAAGGGAUGUGUAAUAUAAUAUUGACCAACCCUACCGGAUUCAAUAAUGAAUCAUUAGUUGCUUUUGUUAACACAAUAACUAUGUACUUGAAUCCAGGUCAAAAAUUGGCUGAAAUAUUUCACAAGUUAUUGAGUGGAUAUAAAGAAAUGCUGGGGGAUAGCUGGACACAAUUUUUACAAACGAUUGAUAAUGGUGCAGAAUUGACAGGGAGAUACAGUAUAUAG
Hansenula anomala is the source of this 2739-nucleotide messenger RNA. It is a transcript of the gene KAP104, whose product is annotated as Kap104p. The record is from RefSeq and is a predicted model, not a curated record. Gene Ontology annotation, biological process: protein import into nucleus. Lineage: Eukaryota; Fungi; Ascomycota; Saccharomycetes; Phaffomycetales; Wickerhamomycetaceae. Gene Ontology annotation, cellular component: cytoplasm; nucleus. Gene Ontology annotation, molecular function: nuclear import signal receptor activity; small GTPase binding. Bases 100 to 2739 code for a protein of 879 amino acids. The transcript has a single exon.